AAUGCUCCUGGGGAAGGGGGUUGGAGGAGUUUUGCUGGGAUUGCUGAGGAGGGUGGCAUGUGAUCCUAGGAACAGCUCCAUGACACCCAGAAGUUCUCCCUACAGGUUUUUGUGUUUGUUUUUUUUUUUUACCUUCCCAACCCACCCAACCACUCCCUUUUGGUCAUAGAUUCAAAAGAAUUGUCAUUUUUCAGUCAGCACACUUCUACUCAGAUAAAAGAUAAGAGGGUGCAGCUCCUUGCCCUCAGGCAGCUUGUGGUUUAACAGGAAAGUUGAGGCAUCUCUUCCUUUUCCUCUCUGGCAAGUGUUUGAGGUUACAGUUACCUACUGAGACCCAAGUGCUGGGCUGGGAGCAUGAAUUGUGUGGAGUUGGAGGGCACAAAGAUGAAUAGGAUGUGUCAUUGGUCCCCGUCCCCACGGAAGCUUAAAAAUACUAACGGAUUUGAAUGAAGAGAAACAUGAACUUGAAAGGAGCCAGGCUCCUCGUUCCCAGCAGGAACGCAGGGUUACUGUUCCAGCCUCCAGGCUGAUGGAGCUGGGUACGAAAGUAGGGCUGCUUUGAACUCUAGCUCCACCUGACCAUUGACAAGAGUGAGGGGCACUCAGCCAGAUUCUUGGCCAGCUAGAAUGCAAAGCCUCCGGUGCCAAGGGAGGGCCAUUCUCAUUUAGGAGGGACCCAGAAAACCUUGGCUUCUGUUACAUUGUCACCAUCCCCAAAUUUGAGUUUAUCAGCAAGUUCGUGUGAGAAUAAUAAAUACUGAGAUUAGAGUAGGCUCAGGGCAGGCUAGAUCUUUCGAAUUUCCCAUCUCCUGCAGUUCAGUGUUUUAGCGGGAGGGGGACGAACCACAGACCCCCGGGCUGCCCGAGUGAAACCACAAGGGUGCGCCUCUCCGACGUGGGGCAUACGCUGAGCCGGGCCUGGCUGUGAGGUGGAGGAAGGAGGAGGGAAACGCUCUGGUUGCUGACCUUCAAAGGAUGUAGACCGGAGGAGAUCUUGUUACUUGCCCUUGAACUCCUGCCCCUCCCCCUUGAGCUUCCUCUCAAUGGAGUCAGGAAUUUCAUUCACAAAAUGGAGGCAUGAAUGAGCCCACCCUCCCGCCUCCUCCCGGAGGUGUCGGGUUUCACCAUCUCAUUCAUAGGUGGGAGUGGGGGGGCGGGUAGGGCGAGAAGGGGCUGGAACUUGAACGGGUGGCUUCACACAACCUGCCUCCUCCAGGUGGAGUAGGGCUAUUUCAAUCCUAGGGAAUGGAAGGAAAAGGGGGUGAAUGCGCUCUGCUGUCAGACCUGAAAAAACACGGCCCAGUGCCCACCGCCUCUUCCCCAGAUCCAGAUACCUUCUGGUGUGCUCUCUCGCUCUCCCUCCCACCUCCCUCCCGACGGGUCUUCCCCCAAUCCCCAACCUCCUCUGUUUCCUCCCUGCCUGCACACACACACACACACACACACACACACGCACACACGCACACGCCGCUAGGAACCGGCUAGGAACCUGACCUGCUGACCUAGGAACCCGACCUGCUGACCGGAGGUUAGCCCAUUCCAAGGGAGUCUUAGGCAUGGACACUGAACCCUUUCCCCGGAGGUUCAUCCAUCCCCUCCCUCCUCCCCCCUGAACUCACAGGAAACAGCUGUUGCCUGGAAUCCUGGGCCUUGUGCAACAGCUUUGCCCAGCCCAGCUGCUGCCGGCCAUGCCCUCUGGCCCAGACUUCAAGCUGAGAGGUUCAAGCCUUGCACUCCCUCUGGAUGUCCCUGGGUGUGCAUCAAUGUACCUUCACACAGAGGGUUUCUCUGGGCACUCUCCAGGUGACGGGACCAUGGGUUAUGGCUAUGAGAAACCUCUGCGACCAUUCUCAGAUGAUGUCUGUGUCGUUCCUGAGAAAUUUGAAGGAGACAUCAAGCAGGAAGGGGUUGGUGCGUUCAGAGAGGGACCGCCCUACCAGCGCCGGGGGGCCUUGCAGCUGUGGCAGUUCCUGGUGGCCCUGCUGGAUGACCCAACGAAUGCCCACUUCAUUGCCUGGACCGGCCGGGGGAUGGAGUUCAAACUAAUAGAGCCUGAGGAGGUUGCCAGGCUCUGGGGCAUCCAGAAGAACCGGCCGGCCAUGAACUAUGACAAGCUGAGCCGCUCGCUCCGAUACUACUACGAGAAAGGCAUCAUGCAGAAGGUGGCCGGCGAGCGCUACGUGUACAAGUUUGUGUGUGAGCCCGAGGCCCUGUUCUCUCUGGCCUUCCCGGACAAUCAGCGUCCAGCCCUCAAGGCCGAGUUUGACCGGCCGGUCAGUGAGGAGGACACAGUCCCUUUGUCCCACUUGGACGAGAGCCCUGCCUACCUCCCGGAGCUAGCUGGCCCUACUCAGGCCUUUGGCCCCAAGGGCGGCUACACUUACUAGCCCUGGCCACUGCGCCCCUGCCGCCCUGUGUACAUAUAGAUGAAUUGGGUGUUGGGGAAACCCUCACUCUGAAACCCACAGAUGUCUUUGGAGCAGAUCCCCACUGGCCCAUCAGUCGCCCCUGCCCAGACUCUGAGUUGCUCACCAGAGUUGAUGGGAAGGAAAAAUGGAGAACGCUGCAAGUGUAAAAGGUGGGGUCUAGAAGCUCCUCUGGCGGCAUCACCUCCAGCCUCUUCCCUUAGAGGCCCAAGCCGCACUCCUCUCCCCCCACACAGAGAACAAGAGUUUGCUCUGUUCUGGGGGACAGAGAAGGAGCGUUCCCACUUUGUCCUGGUGGAGAGGGGCACGUUGAGCUCCCCAGAUCUCCCACUGUGGGCAGACAGAAGCCUGGACCCUGCACUCCGCUCCAAGCUGUGGCCCUGGAGGGUCCUGCUUGUCCAUUCUUGGUGCUCUGUGUUCCCAGAGGCAGGGGGAGGCUGGAGUAAGGAACCUGGGGUGGGGGAGGGGCUGCAGGGUGGAGGUGGGGAGGGCUGGGUUUCCUGCUUCUAGGGCCCUUUGCCUCUUCUCUGCCUUUUCCUAGGCCCAGGCCUGGGAGUCCGCCUCUAACCUCCAACCUCCACAUCUGCCAGACCCCAAUAAAGGCCCCUGCUUCUCC
This is a messenger RNA of Leptonychotes weddellii (Weddell seal), 3042 nucleotides long. The record is from RefSeq and is a predicted model, not a curated record. Lineage: Eukaryota; Metazoa; Chordata; Mammalia; Carnivora; Phocidae.